Molecule: messenger RNA, 1071 nt
Organism: Rotaria sp. Silwood1
Lineage: Eukaryota; Metazoa; Rotifera; Eurotatoria; Philodinida; Philodinidae
Source: the annotation of a GenBank genome assembly
AUGCCUCGUCUUCAACAGCUUGAACUCAUCGUUUUAUCUGGUGGAAGUAGUAACUUACUAGAAGGAAAUCAAUGGGAAAUAUUCAUUAAAAAACAUUUGCCAUUUCUUUCCAUAUUCAAUUUAAAAUUUAAAAUAAUAAAUAUUGAUCGAAAUAAUUACAAUGAAAAAACUAUUCUCGCACAAUUUAGUAGUUCAUUUUGGCUUAAUAGAAAUCCAUCAUGGUAUGUGGCAUAUAAUAUUGAUGAUUUUAUUAUUUAUACUAUUCCUUGCUUUGUUCCAUGUACAAUUAAACAUUCUUUAUUAUCAAUUUUACCACAUUCAACAACCCUUCCUGUCGAACAAUAUUUUAUUUAUUAUAAUCAGAUAAAUGAAUUAGAACUUGAUUCAAAUAAUAAAUCAUCUUAUCGAUACACAAAUGUUCAACGAUUGAUAUUAUCAAUAACAACGAUAGAUGAAAAUAUAAUCGAUCUUUCUAAAGUCGAAUAUUUAUGUGUGCAAUCAUUAUCAUGGUCAUUGAAGAAACUCUUUCAAAUCAUUAAAACAUCAAUGACUAAUUUAUAUCACUUAAAACUUGAUUUUAAUUUUUCUGUGAUACAACUUUCUGAUAUUGAUCCACUAGAACAGAUUCGUAUAUUGGAUUUGCCACAGUUUUCAUUUUCAUUGAAUAAUAAUAAUAACAUUGAUUUAUCUUCUCUUUUUCCGUGUGUGGAACGUUUAACAAUUAAAAUUCAUAGUCUAAACCAAAUGUCACAUAUAAUUGAUCAAUUUAUAUAUUUGUCUAGUGGAUCAUUUCAUAUGAUGGACGAUCAUAAUGUUAUAAGUCACAUGUUAACUGAAACUGAUACGAUAUACAAAUGGCUUAUAGAAAACACGAAUCGUUUGGCAACAGACCGUAGCUUUACUUAUCGAUUAGAUUCUCGAUCUGAUAUUUGGGUGCAUCUAUGGAUUACUAGUGAAAGUUCACCACCGAAAAAAGUAUUAAAAAAAACGUUACCAGGUGAACAGUUCAUGGAACUUAAAGAACCUAAUGGGCGAUAUGGUGAUAGUUCACGAUGUUGUUCAUUGCAGUAG